UUUUAAGGAGACGAAGGAACCGCUUGAACAAGUCUUAAUCUGUAGGCAUCUCGCUUCUACUGGCUACUGUGGCAAGUCCCACGCUGGACAACGGGGCUGGGUGGGUGGGCCUCGCGCUGCAGGUCGCUGCCUUGGUUGCCAAGGAAAGCCAGGAGGAGGACAGACCGGUUCUCUUGCCUUGUCUUCUCUCGCACACCUCACCGCCCAAAUUACCGAACCGCCUUAACUCCUCGCUAUAAAACCAAACCCUCCCGCGGCCUUUCUCUCUUGUUCCCCUCUAGUACUAAGUACUAACCCGCCCCCCGGUUGGAUUGGAUUGGGUUCGAUUCGAUGCUUGUGGCCUCCGCCCUGCCAACAAUCGCCUGCUGAACUCGAGAGAUCGAGAUGGCGGACCUCGCCGCGGCGCCCUCGCCCCCGCCCCCCGCCGUCCUGUCGGUGCUCUUCGUCGACGGCGACCGCACCGUCGACCUCGGCACCGUCACCGUGCACCCGUCGCUCGCCGUCAAGAAGCUGCAGGCCGUCGUGGCCGACCGCGUCGGCGUCGCGCCGCACCAGAUCUCGGCCGCGCUCGCGCGGCCCCGGCGCGCGCGCCGCGUGCCCCUCGACGAGGGGGCCGACCUCGCCGCCGCCGCCGCCGCGCGCGAGGGCGCCGGCUGCUACGUCCUCGCGUCCCUCCGCCGCGCGCGCCGGGGCGGCCGCGCCCGCCGCGACAAGCACAAGGCCUCCGCCGCGGACGCCGCUCCCCCGCCCGAGAAGGCCAUCCUCAAGCGCCUCCCGCCCACGGAUCUGGCGUCCAUGGUGGCCCCCGCCGCCAUGCUCGGCGGCUGGGACUACGAGGCGCAGCUGCGGGAGCAGCGCGACUGGUACCUCAUGAGCACCGCGGCGGCGGCGGAUCCGUACCUCCUCCCGCUGGUGCCGGAGCUGGAGGACCCGCCGAUGUGGUCGCCGCGGCCGGCGUGCCCCGAGUGCGAGGCGGCGGCCGCGGCCAUGCGUCAGCCGCCCUUCCACUGGUGCGUGCGCGAUGCCGUGGUCACCGCCGGGUUCCGCUCGCACGUGGGCCCGAUCGAGCGCCCGGCGAAGAAGUCCCCCUCACCGCCGCCGAGCCCCGGACGCCUGCCGGGGCUCCUCGGCAUGCCUGUCUACUGAUUGAUUACCAGCUGCUUCUUCGCCCCGCGAAAAUUGUAAAGAAAUCAAGCUGGUAAUUGACUUGAAUGGUCGACGAGGUUGCGUGUGGAGCUUGUGCGGAUCGCGGCGGCGGACGAAGAGGAUUUUAGGAGGAGCUAGCCUAGUAGCAGCAUCCUGUUUCCUGGGAGACGAGAGAACGCAAGUCAGAUGCGGCCACCGGUGCGGUGGGAACGAGUCUUCUGGCACUAGAAAAUUGGAUGGUCCUUUUUUUUUUUGGCAAAUGGGGUGGUGGUGCCCGAGCAAUGUGGCCUGGGCGAGUCCACAUUACUGGACCCGUCUUUUGUUUUUCUUCUCUUUUAGAGAGAGAGAGAGAGUGAGAGCGCAAUUUGUUUCUGGUAUAUCGAAGUGGUAUAUGCAGAAUACAAGAAUUCUGGUGUGCUCCCA
Panicum virgatum (switchgrass) is the source of this 1569-nucleotide messenger RNA. RefSeq lists its product as uncharacterized. The transcript has a single exon. Lineage: Eukaryota; Viridiplantae; Streptophyta; Magnoliopsida; Poales; Poaceae. Bases 385 to 1146 code for a protein of 253 amino acids. The record is from RefSeq and is a predicted model, not a curated record.